AUGGUCAAGAAUAUUAGCAAGAUACCGCGUUCAACCCAGGAACAGUUGUGUGACGAUGAUAUUGAAUCGCCAGCGGCUGGAAAUCUUGGGCCAGGAUCUGAUACGACAGCACUAGUGUCUGAGCUUCCGGACGCCAAGUCGUGGAAAGAUUAUGUUCAUCAGUACUGGAAUGCGAAUCCGGACUACCACCAGUAUCGCGCGGGAGUUGACAUGCUUUCACAUGAACGAAAAGUUCAUCGCUCGCGCCUCUCCAGGAUGAAGAUCAUCGCCGAGUUCAUUCGCGAACAGUACGACGAUGACCAAGACAAGUUCGAGAAGCACUUCACAACCUUCAUUGGCGAGGAACUCACCGUCAACAAGAUCCUUGCAGCAGUUCGUAAGCUUCAUAAGCGAAGGUGA
Phytophthora nicotianae INRA-310 is the source of this 399-nucleotide messenger RNA. RefSeq lists its product as hypothetical. The record is from RefSeq and is a predicted model, not a curated record. NCBI's taxonomy places the organism in Eukaryota, Oomycota, Peronosporomycetes, Peronosporales, Peronosporaceae. Bases 1 to 399 code for a protein of 132 amino acids. The transcript has a single exon.